Molecule: messenger RNA, 1170 nt
Organism: Puccinia graminis f. sp. tritici CRL 75-36-700-3
Lineage: Eukaryota; Fungi; Basidiomycota; Pucciniomycetes; Pucciniales; Pucciniaceae
Exons: 9
Coding region: 1-1170 (389 amino acids)
Biological process (GO): L-valine catabolic process
Cellular component (GO): mitochondrion
Molecular function (GO): NADP binding; NAD binding; 3-hydroxyisobutyrate dehydrogenase activity
Source: RefSeq, a predicted model, not a curated record
AUGGAAAUCAAGGAUGAGGGUUUGAUUAUCAGAAGCUCAUCGAAGAGGAUGGCGUCCAUCAAUUACAGGACGAUGAUACGCUCGCGUGGAUAUAAGAUCGGGACGCUUGCGGCUCGGAGACUGAGGAUUGUCGAGCAACGAUAUGGGUUCUCUACCACCGGCGUGCACCGGAUGGCUGAACAUCGUCGAGAGAACUCGAUCGGGUUUAUCGGACUAGGCGCCAUGGGACAGGAAAUGGCGUCCAACUUGUUGAGCAAGUUCCCGUCUCCGAUCAGCGCCUUCGUGAUCCACGAUCACUCGCAAUCGUCAGUCGCCCGUUUCGUUGACCGGCAUCCUUCUCUCAACGCCGACUCUACUACUCGGAUUGUAACAGCGACUACGCCGGCUUCAGUUGCCAGACAAGCGUCGACGAUCGUGACGAUGCUUCCGUCCUCAGCGGAGGUUUCGGCGGUCUACUUAGACCCCAACACAGGCAUUCUGCGCGGGAUUAAUGAAGAAGAACACUCAUCCUCAGCCACCUUGUGUAUAGAUUCGACCACCCUAGAUGUCGGUUGUGCGACGACUGUUUCGGAGAAGCUGCGGGCGGCGGGGGCCGUGGAGAUGAUCGAUGCCCCCGUUUCAGGCGGCGUCGUAGGGGCUAGAGAAGGCACGUUGACGUUCAUGUGUGGGGGUCCUGAAGAGACCUUCAACAAGGCGCAACCAUUCCUGAACGCCAUGGGCAAGAAGACGAUAUACUGCGGGAAGUCGGGGAGUGGAUUGGCGGCCAAACUGACCAACAACAUGUUGUUGGCGGUCUCGAUGAUCGCUACUUCGGAGGCGAUGCUUCUCGGCCAAAGACUGGGUCUCAAACCCGACCUGCUAGCCCGCGUGAUCAACUCGAGUUCGGGGAGAUGUUGGAGCAGUGAAAUUAAUAAUCCUGCACCUAGCGCACUUCUCCCAUCCAAGAGGACCCCGGCAGACGAUGAUUGGCAGGCAGGCUUUGCGAGCCGGUUGAUGGCCAAGGACCUCGGAUUGGCCUUGCAAGCCGAACCUGCUCUCCUCCCCGAGCACCUCCCCGUCUCUAAUCUGGUCAAGGAGAUCUACCUCAGACUUACCUCGGACCCUGCGUUCUCUAAUAAGGACUUCAGUGUGGUUUAUGAUUGGCUUCAAAACAAUCACUCUCAGAAAUAA